Messenger RNA from Oppiella nova, 1943 nucleotides. Lineage: Eukaryota; Metazoa; Arthropoda; Arachnida; Sarcoptiformes; Oppiidae. The record is from the annotation of a GenBank genome assembly.
CACCUAACAUCAAUUUAUGCCAAUCGCCUGUAUGUAAAUCCGCGGGAAUGGCACUGAAUGUAAAUCUCAACGAAUCGGUCGACCCGUGCCAUGACUUCUAUGCGUUCGCGUGCGGGGGUUGGGAGGCGUCCCAUACAUUGCCCGACGAUAAUAAAUGGUACGAUAGUAUUGUUAUACUCGAUGACAAUGUUUCCCACGCUAUAAGGAUAUCGUUGAGUAAAAACUGGUCGACAAGUAAUUCAAAUGCUGUGACCUAUGCCUCUGAUCUCUAUAAGGCGUGUAUUGAUGAAGAAACACGUAAUGCCAGGGGAAUGACCCCUCUCAUUGAGGCACUUAAAUCAGUGGGCGGUUGGCCUAUAAUGGGACAGUCGGGUGGCUAUAAUGACAGUGAAUUUGAUUGGAAGGACGCGUUUGUCAAACACGUUAUCACAUCUGAAUCCUCGCCGGUAUUCGCGCUGUCAGUUUCCGGCGACUCUAUGAAUAGUCUCGUGAAUCGCAUUCAUUUCUCGAGGCCAACAUUAGGUUUGCACCGGAGUCAUUUUCUAAAUCCACACGAUUAUAUUGAUUAUAUUAGAGGCUACGUGGAGUAUAUGCUUCAAUCGGCACUACUAUUGGGCGCCGAGUAUAGCACACAAACUAAAAUAGACAUUGAUAAUAUAGUGGAGUUUGAAACAAAAUUGGAUCAGUUUUCACAAACGGAUGUGUUUUACGAGAAGGUAUCCUUCAAAAAGUUUAAUGAAAUGACGGAUAAUAGUGUCGAUUGGCUCAACAUAACAAACACUGUAUACAAGGAAUUGAAUGAAACUAUUCGUAUGAAAAGCGAUGAUAUGGUGAUCGUUGAGGAUAAUUAUUAUUAUAUGAAUGUAACACAACUGUUGACCACAACUCCCAAUAGAGUUAUUGCCAACUAUUUCGGCUGGAAAUUAAUUAUGAAUUUGGGCUCACAUACCACUAAACAGUUCAGGGAUAUUAGAUUCAAAUUCAACCAAUUAUUUACUGGAGUGGAAAAGGAUGUCGAGUUGUGGAGGAGCUGUAAGGCCAGAAUAUCAUCUCAAUUGCCAUACGUUUUGAGUCGCCUAUACGUCGACCAACAUUUCGCACAAAAUGAUAGACAACAGGUUUUAAGGUAUAUCCGAGACGUUAAGAAAGCUUAUUAUGAGUUGAUUGAAGGGAAAGGCUGGUUGGAUAUGAUCACCAGAUUACGAGCUUUACGUAAAUUAAAUACAAUGAAUGAACUUGUUGGAUACCCCGAUUGGGUGCUCAAUAAUCAUGAACUGGACAACUUUUAUCAAUUUAAACAUAGAGUGAAUCCCAAGAAGUCAUUCGAGGCUAUGGUUUAUAUACAAAGCAAUUGUGUCGCACGAAAUAUGCGAUCAAUUGGACAGCCCGUGGACAUCACUAGAGAGCAAAUGGCCAGGCUCAACCAUCGAAUAUUCCCGGCUACUAUUCUGAAGCCACCCUUUCUAUAUAGCAACGGUCCGGCUGCUAUCAACUAUGGGGCCAUUGGAUCGACUAUUGGACACGAACUUACCCAUGGGUUUGAUGGUUGGGGUCUUAAAUACGAUUCAGAGGGAAAUCUAAAUAAUUGGUUCACUAUAUAUUCAGAUGCAAAGUACAAUGAAAAUGCAAAUUGUUUUGUCAAACAAUACUCGAGUGAAUACGUGCCGGAAGUUGAUAUGAAUUUGAACGGAAGGAAUACUUUGGGAGAGAAUAUUGCGGACAACGGAGGCCUCAGAGAGUCGUUCCGCGCGUUUCAGACGUACGUCAAGACAUACGGAGAACCACAACGACUGCCAUAUGGGGAUGGGCGCCUCCUGGGGGAAGAGGGCGUUCAACUGGUGACCGCCGGGGGGUUGCGGUUGUUUGUGGGGCUCUGCCGAUGCAGAGAGAGAACGCCUUCACGGCUUAUCCCGAGUCCCGACAAUCACGACAAUCACGACUGA